Messenger RNA from Pseudopodoces humilis (Tibetan ground-tit), 3314 nucleotides. The record is from RefSeq and is a predicted model, not a curated record. Lineage: Eukaryota; Metazoa; Chordata; Aves; Passeriformes; Paridae.
AUGACGGCGGAGGGCGGCAGCUGGGGCUCCUCGGGCACCGCCAGCACCUCCCCGUCCUGCUCCCCCAACCUGGCGGCCGAGGCCGAAGGUCUGGGCGAGGCUGAGGGCGAGGCCGAAGGUCUGGGGGGGUCCCUGGCGCUGCCCCCCGGGCUGGGGGAGCCGCCGGCCUUCCCGCCGCUGUCCCCCGAGGAGGAGGAGGAUGAGGAUGAGGAGGACGGUGCCUUCGCCCCCGCGGGCUGUGCGGAUGAUGAGGAUGAUGAGGACGGGCAGACGCCGGAGGAGGAGGAGGAUGAGGACGAGGGCUCGGGGCUGAUCCCGGCGGCGCUGCUCCCGUUCCGCGGCAGCCUCCUCUUCCAGGCCGAGGCCGUGGAGAUCUCGCCCCGGGCCCCCGCCGAGGAGGAGGAGGAGGAGGAUGAAGGCAGCACCUCGGCGUCCUUCCUGCGCUCGCUGUCCGAGAGCUCCAUCCCCGAGGGGGGGGACGAGGCCUUCGCCUUCCGCGACGACACCGACGCCUCCUCGGACUCGGCCGCCUACGACGGGGACGAGGACGAGCGGCUGUACGGCACCGAGCGGCACGCGGGGGACACGGGGACCCCCCCGGGGACACCCCCGGCGCCCCCCGGCCCUGCGGGUGUGGAGCUCCACCUCCGGGCCGGGUCCCCGUGUCACCCCGCCGGUCACCACGCGGCUCCCGGCUCCCCGGGGACACCCCCGGCCCCCCCUGCAGGGAACACGGAGCUGGACGGGGACGCCUUUGUCACCACCGCGGGGACGUGGCCCCCGCCGGAGCCCCCCGAGGAGGCGGCAGCGACAGGAAGUUCUGGAGCGGCGCCGGGACAGGGACCUUGCCCAGAACUGGCAGCGACCGGCCCUGUCCCCCGGCCCCCCGCGCUCUGUGCCGGGGACCCCCAGAGCCACCAGCUGGGGGGGACCAGCGGGGACCCCCAGAACGGCCCCGGGGGUGACAGCGAUGGGGACAAUGACCUUGAGCUCAGCGCCGGGACAGCGGCGAGUGCCGAUGGCCACGGAGAGCUGGACCCUGCAGCCACCGGCCUGGGGACAUCGGUGACACCGACCCCCCUGGAUGGGAUGGACACUGCAGCCAGCGAUGUGGUGACACCGGUGACACCCAGCCUGAUGGACCCGGUGGACACUGACCUGGUGACACCAGUGAUACCAACGCCACCGGACGAGAUGGACACUGCGGCCACCAGCCCGGGGACAGCCAGUCCGGGGACAGCCAGCCCUCCUGCUGAGCCGGACACUGUGGCCACCAGCCCGGGGACAGCCAGUCCGGGGACAGCCAGCCCUCCUGCUGAGCUGGACACUGUGGCCACCAGCCCGGGGACAGCCAGUCCGGGGACAGCCAGCCCUCCUGCUGAGCUGGACACUGCGGCCACCAGCCUGGGGACAGCCAGCCCUCCUGCUGAGCUGGACACUGCGGCCACCAGCCCGGGGACAGCCAGCCCUCCUGCUGAGCCGGACACCGUGGCCACUGCCACGGUGACAGCAGGGACACCAACCCCACCAGAUGGGCCAAACACUGCAGAUGCUGCUCUGGUGACACCCAGCGUGAUGGACAGCACAGCCACCAGCCUGGUGGCAUUGGUGACACCCAGCCCGUCAGAUGCUGCAGCCACUGAGGUGGUGACACCCAGCCCCCCAGAUGAGCAGGACACCGUGGCCACCAGCCUGGUGACGCCAGUGACACCCAGCCCCAAAGAUGAGCAGGACACCGUGGCUACCAGCCUGGUGACACCAAGCCCCCCAGAUGAGCUGGCUGUGACAGCCACUGACCUGGUGGCACCCAGUCUGAUGGCCAAGAUGGAAGCUGUGGACGCUGUCCUGGUGACACCGGUGACGUCCACCCUGAAGGAAGCUGCGGCCGUUGACUUGGUGACAUCAGUGAUGCCCACCCUGAUGGCCACCGUGGCCACCAGCCCGGUGCCAUCAGUGACACCGCCCCCCCCGGAUGAGAGGAACCCCGCGGCCACGGACGCGGUGACAUCGGUGACCCCUGCCCCGCUGGACACCACGGCUGCUGCCCCAGUGACCCCGAGCGUGCCGGACCCCACAGCCCCCGAGGCGGUGACAUCGGUGACACCACCCCCGCGGGACGAGACCGCCACCGUGACCGCUGACGCGGCGACCCCCGGCCCGAUGGACACCGUGGCCGCCCACCCGGUGACCCCCGGCCCCCCGGCCGCUGUCCCGGCCCCGUGUCCCCCUCCCCGGGCCGUGUCCCCCGUGGCGCUGGUGGCCUCAGCCCGCGAGUCCCCGGCUGUCCCGCCGUGUCCCCUGCCGCAGCCCCCUGGGGACGGCCCCGAGCACGGGGGGGACGCGGCCACCGCCCCGCCCGAGGCUUUGUCCCCGGAGCCGCCGGUGGCCGCCCCCGAGGGCAGCGCCGGACGCCAAGUGCCUCCUCCCAGCCCCCCCCAGCGACCCCUCAGCCAGGACCCCCCCCUGGGGCUGCCCCUCUCCAGGAAGCACCUGGAAGCCCCCCAGCCCUGCCCGCAGAAGGAGCCGGAGCCGCGGGGCCGGGCGGGGGCUCCGGGGGCUGGGGGCGGCCGCGCCCCCCCCCGGGGGUCUCUGCAGUCGGAGUCGAGCUCGUCCAGCGAGGCUGAGACCCCCCGGCCCCCCCCGGCCCCCCAGCGCUGCCAGCCCAACCACCGAGGGUCCGGGAACGAGUCCGAGAGCAACGACGAGUCCAUCCCGGAGCUGGAGGAGCCCGAGGGCUCGGAGCUGCCCCCCGCCCAGCCCCAGGUGCCCCACGGCCUGGGCCCCGGAGAGGAACCGCUCAGCAAGGCCAAGCAGAGCCGCAGCGAGAAGAAGGCCCGGAAGGCCAUGUCCAAGCUGGGGCUGCGGCAGAUCCACGGCGUCACCCGCAUCACCAUCCGCAAAUCCAAGAACAUCCUCUUCGUCAUCUCCAAACCCGACGUCUUCAAGAGCCCCGCCUCCGACAUCUACAUCGUCUUUGGGGAGGCCAAGAUCGAGGACCUGUCCCAGCAAGUGCACAAAGCGGCGGCCGAGAAGUUCAAGGUGCCCCUGGAGCACUCUGCGCUCGUCAGCGACGCCGCGCCCGCCCUGGCCAUCAAGGAGGAGAGCGAGGAGGAGGAGGAGGUGGACGAGACGGGGCUGGAGGUGAGGGACAUCGAGCUGGUCAUGGCCCAGGCCAACGUGUCCCGUCCCAAAGCCGUGCGCGCCCUGCGGCACAACAACAACGACAUCGUCAACGCCAUCAUGGAACUGACCAUGUAGCGGCCAGGGGAGCCCUGGCCCCCUGUAUAGAUGCACAGAGCCCCCCCAGAUCCUUC